AUGAAGAUGAGGGAUCAGGAGCUUAGGAAACGACAGGUUCUUACACGGAGUCCUUACAUGAUAUAUAAUACCAAGAAUGGCCAUGGCACUGGAUCA
Fusarium odoratissimum NRRL 54006 is the source of this 96-nucleotide messenger RNA. RefSeq lists its product as uncharacterized. The annotation marks the transcript as partial. Lineage: Eukaryota; Fungi; Ascomycota; Sordariomycetes; Hypocreales; Nectriaceae. The record is from RefSeq and is a predicted model, not a curated record. The transcript has a single exon.